UUGAAAAGAGAAACUCCGAAAUCCUUCUCUCAAAACCCCUCUCUCCCUUCUUUCCAUCAGCAUUCCCUCCUCCCUUUAUCCCUUUUCCAUUUUUAUUCUCCCUUUUUUUCAACUACCUCAGUUCUAUCCCAACUUUCUUUUUGCAUCGAUUGUUUCCUUCGAGACUCAAGCACAAUGGGCUCCAUCGCGAACGGCGUGCAAAAGCGAGAGGGUACCUUCCUCUUCACCUCUGAGUCUGUUGGAGAGGGCCAUCCAGACAAGAUUGCCGAUCAGGUGUCCGAUGCCAUCCUCGAUGCCUGCCUUGCUGAGGACCCUUUGUCAAAGGUCGCUUGUGAAACUGCAACAAAGACUGGCAUGAUCAUGGUUUUUGGUGAGAUUACCACAAAAGCCAAUCUUGAUUACCAACGAAUUAUUCGAAACGCUAUCAAAGACAUUGGCUACGACGACUCCUCUAAAGGUUUCGAUUAUAAAACUUGUAAUGUCCUUGUUGCCAUUGAGCAGCAGUCUCCCGAUAUCGCCCAAGGUCUCCACUACGACGAAGCUCUGGAGAAACUCGGUGCUGGAGACCAGGGUAUUAUGUUUGGCUAUGCCACCGAUGAAACCCCUGAAUUGUUACCAUUGACGAUCCAGCUUGCCCAUAAGCUCAAUCGGGCCAUGAAGGAGGCUAGAUUAGAUGGCAGCCUUCCAUGGCUCCGCCCUGACACUAAAACUCAAGUUACCGUUGAAUAUGCCCAUGACAAUGGUGCGAUGAAGCCUCUUCGCGUUGAUACUGUGGUUGUCAGCGCCCAGCACAGUGAGGAUAUCACUACUGAAGAGCUCCGCAAAGAGAUCUUGAACAAAAUCAUCAAAAAGGUCAUUCCCGAAAACCUUUUGGACGACCGCACCAUUUACCAUAUCCAACCAUCCGGCUUAUUUAUUAUCGGUGGUCCUCAGGGUGAUGCUGGUCUAACCGGCCGGAAGAUUAUUGUCGAUACAUAUGGCGGCUGGGGUGCCCACGGUGGUGGUGCUUUCUCCGGAAAAGAUUAUUCCAAAGUCGACCGUUCUGCUGCUUAUGUUGCACGGUGGAUCGCUAAGUCUCUUGUCAACGCCGGCCUCGCUCGUCGUGCCCUUGUUCAGCUCUCUUAUGCUAUCGGUAUUGCUGAACCGCUUUCGAUCUUCGUCGAAACUUAUGGCACCUCCACCAAAUCUUCCACCGAGUUGGUGAAGAUUAUCAGAGACAACUUCGACCUCCGACCCGGCGUUAUUGUGCAGGAACUUGACUUGGCCAAACCCAUCUACUACAAGACCGCCAAAAAUGGCCACUUCACAGACCAGAGCUUCGCCUGGGAAAAGCCCAAGGCUCUCAAGUUCUAA
Molecule: messenger RNA, 1353 nt
Organism: Coccidioides posadasii C735 delta SOWgp
Lineage: Eukaryota; Fungi; Ascomycota; Eurotiomycetes; Onygenales; Onygenaceae
Gene: SAM2
Product: methionine adenosyltransferase sam2
Biological process (GO): S-adenosylmethionine biosynthetic process
Cellular component (GO): cytosol
Molecular function (GO): methionine adenosyltransferase activity; ATP binding
Source: RefSeq, a predicted model, not a curated record